Colletotrichum navitas is the source of this 752-nucleotide messenger RNA. RefSeq lists its product as uncharacterized. The transcript has 2 exons. The record is from RefSeq and is a predicted model, not a curated record. Bases 170 to 622 code for a protein of 150 amino acids. NCBI's taxonomy places the organism in Eukaryota, Fungi, Ascomycota, Sordariomycetes, Glomerellales, Glomerellaceae.
UAGAAAAAGGAGUGUUGUGUUAUGACGUAUCAAGAUGCAGUGAUACGUAGGUUAAAUACUUCAACCUUGUCCCCGUUCACACCGGUUUGCGAGGAACAGUAGUGUUGUUCAUCCCAUCUUCUCUCGUUUCUACUACCCGUGAAACAGUCAACACAUUCAACCCACAAAGAUGCGAACCUCAUUCUUCCAACCUCUUGGACUGCUCCUGGCUGCUGCCUCUCAGGCUGUGGCUCUGCCUCAGCAGUCCGGAGCGCCACCCGCAAUAAUCCCUCCUCCUUGCGACCCCAUCGUCCCAGAGCCCGACCUGGCAGCCACAUACGAUCGCUGGUUUGACUUCCAAAAGGCAUACCUGUUUGAUAAAGAUGUUGCGGCGACAUUCGGUUUCUUUUCUUCGAACUUCACGAGCAAAACACGCUGGAGCAGCAUGAGCCGAGACGAGUACUGGGCUAAUGAUGUCACCCAGGGUUGGGCAUCGGUCUCAAGCUACCCAACCGAUGCCUCUUUCCGUGACAACAAGGGGCACGUUGCCUACGACAUGGGCGUGAACAGGACCGGACAUGCUGGCGAUGACUUCGUAUGGGAGCAUGGAUGCAUUGUAUCGCACCAGCAGACACGUACCUAAAUGUUGGCUUGCUUACGUGCGCAUGCAAUCGAUCUAUGCGUAUAUUAGAUUAUUUUCAUGGUACAUGGUACCGUAUAUCCAUUUCGCAUCUUUAAUGUAUAGUUAUACAUAGUAAAUACCCUUUUUGGUU